Corythoichthys intestinalis (scribbled pipefish) is the source of this 709-nucleotide messenger RNA. Its product is annotated as lithostathine-1-beta-like. The coding region runs from base 135 to 626 and encodes 163 amino acids. Gene Ontology annotation, molecular function: signaling receptor activity. The record is from RefSeq and is a predicted model, not a curated record. The transcript has 7 exons. NCBI's taxonomy places the organism in Eukaryota, Metazoa, Chordata, Actinopteri, Syngnathiformes, Syngnathidae.
ACGAAGCUAAUUACGCUAUAGGGUUUGGUAUUUGUGACAUCGAUUAACGCAUUUAACAUUCCAAGACUGACAACCUUAACAUAUAUAAAGAAGCGCAGACGUAGUCGUCAGCAUUCAACAUCACAACCUCAAAGAUGGCAUUGGCUCUUCGCUCGCUGUUCCUCCUUUGCGGCUUGACCGGACUGCUGACAGGAGUCGGGUCUUUCCCUACAAGAGUUUUCAAAGAUGUGAACUGUCCUGAAGGAUGGACACAGUUGGACCUCAAGUGUUACAUCGGAGAAGACGACCCUAGGACCUUUCAGGAUGCAGAGGCUGUCUGCAACAUUCUCGGUGGCAAUUUAGUCUCCAUCGCCAGUGACUUGGAGAAUGCAGUUGUUGGAGAGAUAGGUCAGACCGUGAUCACUGGUACUUUUAUGACCGUCUGGAUUGGACUUUUUGACAACAUCGAGGAGGGAACCUACUUUUGGACUGACGGCACAAAUAAUGACCACGAUAAUUUUGAUACUGGGGAGCCUGUGAGUGCAAAUGGUGACUGUGUAGAGAUGGUCACAUCAACUGCAGCAUGGAACACAGAAACUUGCACUACUGAACUUCCCUUUAUUUGCACCAAAGCGGCGGGCCACUAAGUCAUUCUUCUUACAAGCCCGUCUUCUGUCACAAUUGAGUUUCUUGAUCAUGAUGACUCAGUGACGCAAUAUCGACCUUUAUG